CUGGUGGUGGGUAUUGUGCUGGAUGGUAUAUGUGUUUUAAUUUUGGCUGGUAUAUUGGGUGGUGUAUUGGGUGGUAUAUUGGGUGGUGUAUUGGGUGGUGUAGUGGGUGUUUACUGGGUGGUUUACAGGGUGGUUUAUUGGCUGGUAUAUUGGGUGGUAUAUUGGGUGGUAUAUUGGGUGGUGUAUUGGGUGGUGUAGUGGGUGU
Molecule: messenger RNA, 205 nt
Organism: Metschnikowia bicuspidata var. bicuspidata NRRL YB-4993
Lineage: Eukaryota; Fungi; Ascomycota; Pichiomycetes; Serinales; Metschnikowiaceae
Exons: 2
Source: RefSeq, a predicted model, not a curated record